ACUCCGGCCUGGACAGUGUCCUAAGGCAGCUGCCGUAGUCGGGCGGUCACGUGACCCGGCGUUGCACCAUGGCUGCCCCCAGGCCGCUGUCUCGCUUCUGGGAAUGGGGCAAGAACAUCGUGUGCGUCGGCAGGAACUACGCAGACCACGUCAAGGAGAUGCGCAGCGCCGUGCUCAGCGAGCCCGUGAUUUUCCUGAAGCCGUCCACCGCGUACGCCCCCGAGGGCUCGCCGGUGUUGAUGCCCACCUACUGCCGGAACCUGCACCACGAGGUGGAGUUGGGAGUCCUCUUGGGCAGGCGUGGGCAGGCCGUCCCGGAGGCCGCCGCCAUGGACUACGUGGCCGGCUAUGCCUUGUGCCUUGACAUGACGGCCAGAGAUGUGCAGGAGGAGUGCAAGAAGAAAGGGCUGCCCUGGACCCUGGCCAAGAGCUUCACGGCCUCUUGCCCAGUCAGCGCCUUCGUGCCCAAGGAGAAGAUUCCUGACCCUCACGCUCUAAGACUGUGGCUCAAGGUCAACGGUGAGCUCAGGCAGGAGGGCGAGACGUCGUCUAUGAUCUUUUCCAUCCCCUACAUCAUCAGCUACGUUUCCAAGAUAAUGACCUUAGAAGAAGGAGACCUCAUCCUGACCGGGACUCCAAAGGGAGUUGGGCCAGUUAAAGAAAAUGAUGAGAUCGAGGCUGGCAUAGACGGGGUGGUUAGGAUGAGGUUCAAGGUGGAAAAGGCAAAAUGCUGAGUAUUCUUAAUGAGUGCCAAAAGAGGAGACAGAAGCAAGUGACGUUAACCCAGUGACAAUCGUAAUGAAAAUCUGAAAAGUAUGCCAUUAGAUGGCAAGGCCUGUAUCAAAGAAGAUGGAGCCUUAAAAAUAACAUCUAAAAGGGCUGGGGCAGAAAUGGAAAUGGGGACGACCAAAAUAAAGGCUAUGGAGUGCUUCCCAGGAGGAGGCUGUGUUAAAUGAGACCUUGAGGAGUUGUUUUCUUCUCUAGAAAGAACUAAGACUUUCCAGUAAAUCACUCUGAAGUCUAUAGCUCAAAAACUGCAAAGUGAAGUGACUCCUUAAUGAUCUUAGCCUCUAGGAAAGCUGUUUAGACAGAGCACUCCAGCUGAAUUUUACUAGGGAAAGCACUUCAUCCCAGAAUCAGAUAAAAUUUUUGUAAAGUGAGCGAUUGGUGAAGUCCUGUCUUGUUUACUUUGGGUAUAUGAUAUUGGCUGUGGCUUCUGAGUUUGGGAGAUAACUUUGAAAUUGUUUCCAAAAUAAAGAUCAUUUCUUGUGUGGCCUAAAA
This is a messenger RNA of Meriones unguiculatus (Mongolian gerbil), 1281 nucleotides long. It is a transcript of the gene Fahd1, whose product is annotated as fumarylacetoacetate hydrolase domain containing 1. The transcript has a single exon. The coding region runs from base 69 to 734 and encodes 221 amino acids. NCBI's taxonomy places the organism in Eukaryota, Metazoa, Chordata, Mammalia, Rodentia, Muridae. Gene Ontology annotation, molecular function: acetylpyruvate hydrolase activity. Gene Ontology annotation, cellular component: mitochondrion. The record is from RefSeq and is a predicted model, not a curated record.